GAGUAGAAAAAGCUGUCUUCCAUAUCACAAUUCCUUCUCCAGGAGAGUUGCCACAAUGUCUACCUUACAGAGAUCCCUUAAUGUCCUGUUACGGACCAGCAAGCUCGCCGCUAAGAGGCCAUCCGCUGUCAAUCCAGUCCAAUAUGUCCUCUCUCACAACAGAAUGUCUGUUCGAGGAAUGGCUGCUGCUUUCGAACGUAACAAGCCUCAUGUAAACAUUGGUACCAUUGGACAUGUUGAUCACGGAAAGACUACCUUGACUGCUGCCAUCACAAAACGUCAGUCCGAGAAGGGAUUCGCCAACUUCCUUGACUACGGAUCCAUCGAUAAGGCUCCCGAAGAGCGAAAGCGUGGUAUCACCAUCUCCUCGGCUCACAUCGAAUACCAGACCGAAAAGAGACACUAUGCCCAUGUCGACUGUCCCGGGCAUGCUGAUUACAUCAAGAACAUGAUUACUGGUGCUGCGAGUAUGGAUGGAGCCGUUGUCGUUGUAGCUGCUUCUGACGGACAAAUGCCUCAAACCAGAGAGCAUCUGCUCCUUGCCCGCCAGGUCGGUGUUCAGAAGCUCGUCGUUUUCGUUAACAAGGUCGACGCUGUUGAGGACCCAGAGAUGUUGGAACUUGUCGAGCUAGAGAUGCGUGAGCUGCUCAGCCACUAUGGUUUCGAGGGUGAGGAGACCCCAAUCAUUUUUGGCUCUGCUCUCUGCGCCCUUGAAUCUCGACGACCAGAAUUGGGUGUUGAGAAGAUCGAUGAGCUAUUGAACGCUGUGGACACCUGGAUUCCCACCCCUGAGCGUGCCACUGAUAAGCCUUUCCUUAUGUCCAUUGAGGAAGUUUUCUCCAUCUCUGGUCGUGGUACUGUCGUCUCCGGUCGUGUCGAGCGUGGUAUCCUCAAGAAGGACUCCGAUGUCGAAAUUGUGGGUGGAUCUAAUACACCCAUCAAGACGAAGGUCACCGACAUUGAAACCUUCAAGAAGUCUUGUGACGAAUCCCGAGCUGGUGACAACUCCGGUCUACUUCUCCGAGGUGUCAAGCGUGAGGACUUGAGACGUGGAAUGGUUGUUGCUGCUCCCGGAUCGACCAAGGCUCAUACUGACUUCAUGGUCUCCCUUUAUGUUCUGACCGAGGCUGAGGGUGGCCGUUCCAACGGAUUCACCCACAAGUACCGCCCACAGAUGUUCAUCCGUACUGCCGACGAAGCCGCAUCUUUCAGCUGGCCUGGAGAGGAUCAAGACAAGAAGGCCAUGCCUGGUGACAAUGUCGAGAUGAUUUGCAAGACCCUCCACCCAAUUGCGGCUGAGGCUGGUCAGCGAUUCAACAUCCGUGAGGGUGGCCGAACUGUUGCCACAGGUUUGAUCACCCGUGUCCUCUAA
Microsporum canis CBS 113480 is the source of this 1372-nucleotide messenger RNA. RefSeq names its product elongation factor Tu. The transcript is spliced from 5 exons. The coding region runs from base 56 to 1372 and encodes 438 amino acids. Lineage: Eukaryota; Fungi; Ascomycota; Eurotiomycetes; Onygenales; Arthrodermataceae. Gene Ontology annotation, molecular function: translation elongation factor activity; GTP binding; GTPase activity. Gene Ontology annotation, cellular component: mitochondrion. The record is from RefSeq and is a predicted model, not a curated record. Gene Ontology annotation, biological process: mitochondrial translational elongation.